UGUACAACCGGUACUACUACCUACCCAGUCUCUCACACCAGUGAAGAAGAAGUCACCACUUCUACUUACACUUCCACCGACUCUGAAGGUAAUGUUACCACCGGUACUACUACCUACCCAGUCUCUCACACCAGUGAAGAAGAAUUGGCUACUUCUACCUACACUUCCACUGACUCUGAAGGUAAUGUUACCACCGGUACCACCACCUACCCAGUCUCUCACACUUCUGAAGAAGAAGUCACCACUUCUACUUACACUUCCACCGACUCUGAAGGUAAUGUUACCACCGGUACCACUACCUACCCAGUCUCUCACACUUCUGAAGAAGAAGUCACCACUUCUACCUACACUUCCACUGACUCUGAAGGUAAUGUUACCACCGGUACCACCACCUACCCAGUCUCUCACACUUCUGAAGAAGAAGUCACCACUUCUACUUACACUUCCACCGACUCUGAAGGUAAUGUUACCACCGGUACCACCACCUACCCAGUCUCUCACACUUCUGAAGAAGAAUUGACUACUUCUACUUACACUUCCACCGACUCUGAAGGUAAUGUUACCACCGGUACUACUACCUACCCAGUCUCUCACACCAGUGAAGAAGAAGUCACCACUUCUACCUACACUUCCACCGACUCUGAAGGUAAUGUUACCACCGGUACUACCACCUACCCAGUCUCCCACACCAGUGAAGAAGAAUUGACUACUUCUACUUACACUUCCACCGACUCUGAAGGUAAUGUUACCACCGGUACUACUACCUACCCAGUCUCUCACACCAGUGAAGAAGAAGUAACCACUUCUACUUACACUUCCACCGACUCUGAAGGUAAUGUUACCACCGGUACUACUACCUACCCAGUUUCUCACACCAGUGAAGAAGAAUUGACUACUUCUACCUACACUUCCACCGACUCUGAAGGUAAUGUUACCACCGGUACCACCACCUACCCAGUCUCUCAAACCAGUGAAGAAGAAGUCACCACUUCUACUUACACUUCCACCGACUCUGAAGGUAAUGUUACCACCGGUACCACCACCUACCCAGUUUCUCACACUUCUGAAGAAGAAGUCACCACUUCUACUUACACUUCCACCGACUCUGAAGGUAAUGUUACCACCGGUACCACCACCUACCCAGUCUCUCACACUUCUGAAGAAGAAUUGACUACUUCUACUUACACUUCCACCGACUCUGAAGGUAAUAUUACCACCGGUACCACUACCUACCCAGUCUCUCACACUUCUGAAGAAGAAGUCACCACUUCUACCUACACUUCCACUGACUCUGAAGGUAAUGUUACCACCGGUACCACCACCUACCCAGUCUCUCACACCAGUGAAGAAGAAGUCACCACUUCUACUUACACUUCCACCGACUCUGAAGGUAAUGUUACCACCGGUACUACUACCUACCCAGUCUCUCACACCAGUGAAGAAGAAGUAACCACUUCUACUUACACUUCCACCGACUCUGAAGGUAAUGUUACCACCGGUACUACUACCUACCCAGUCUCCCACACCAGUGAAGAAGAAUUGACUACUUCUACUUACACUUCCACCGACUCUGAAGGUAAUGUUACCACCGGUACCACCACCUACCCAGUCUCUCACACUUCUGAAGAAGAAGUCACCACUUCUACUUACACUUCCACCGACUCUGAAGGUAAUGUUACCACCGGUACUACUACCUACCCAGUCUCCCACACUUCUGAAGAAGAAGUCACCACUUCUACUUACACUUCCACCGACUCUGAAGGUAAUGUUACCACCGGUACUACUACCUACCCAGUCUCUCACACCAGUGAAGAAGAAGUAACCACUUCUACUUACACUUCCACCGACUCUGAAGGUAAUGUUACCACCGGUACCACCACCUACCCAGUCUCUCACACUUCUGAAGAAGAAGUCACCACUUCUACUUACACUUCCACCGACUCUGAAGGUAAUGUAACCACCGGUACCACCACCUACCCAGUCUCUCACACCAGUGAAGAAGAAUUGACUACUUCUACUUACACUUCCACCGACUCUGAAGGUAAUGUUACCACCGGUACCACCACCUACCCAGUCUCCCACACCAGUGAAGAAGAAUUGACUACUUCUACUUACACUUCCACCGACUCUGAAGGUAAUGUUACCACCGGUACUACUACCUACCCAGUCUCCCACACUUCUGAAGAAGAAGUAACCACUUCUACUUACACUUCCACCGACUCUGAAGGUAAUGUUACCACCGGUACCACCACCUACCCAGUCUCCCACACUUCUGAAGAAGAAGUCACCACUUCUACUUACACUUCCACCGACUCUGAAGGUAAUGUUACCACCGGUACCACCACCUACCCAGUCUCUCACACCAGUGAAGAAGAAUUGACUACUUCUACUUACACUUCCACCGACUCUGAAGGUAAUGUUACCACCGGUACCACCACCUACCCAGUCUCUCACACCAGUGAAGAAGAAGUCACCACUUCUACUUACACUUCCACCGACUCUGAAGGUAAUGUUACCACCGGUACCACCACCUACCCAGUCUCUCACACUUCUGAAGAAGAAGUCACCACUUCUACUUACACUUCCACCGACUCUGAAGGUAAUGUUACCACCGGUACCACCACCUACCCAGUCUCGCACACCAGUGAAGAAGAAGUCACCACUUCUACUUACACUUCCACCGACUCUGAAGGUAAUGUUACCACCGGUACUACUACCUACCCAGUCUCUCACACCAGUGAAGAAGAAGUAACCACUUCUACUUACACUUCCACCGACUCUGAAGGUAAUGUUACCACCGGUACUACUACCUACCCAGUCUCCCACACCAGUGAAGAAGAAUUGACUACUUCUACUUACACUUCCACCGACUCUGAAGGUAAUGUUACCACCGGUACCACUACCUACCCAGUUUCUAACACCAGUGAAGAAGAAUUGACUACUUCUACCUACACUUCCACCGACUCUGAAGGUAAUGUUACCACCGGUACCACUACCUACCCAGUUUCUCACACCAGUGAAGAAGAAUUGACUACUUCUACCUACACUUCCACCGACUCUGAAGGUAAUGUUACCACCGGUACUACUACCUACCCAGUCUCGCACACCAGUGAAGAAGAAUUGACUACUUCUACUUACACUUCCACCGACUCUGAAGGUAAUGUUACCACCGGUACCACCACCUACCCAGUCUCCCACACCAGUGAAGAAGAAGUCACCACUUCUACUUACACUUCCACCGACUCUGAAGGUAAUGUUACCACCGGUACCACUACCUACCCAGUCUCUCACACCAGUGAAGAAGAAUUGACUACUUCUACUUACACUUCCACCGACUCUGAAGGUAAUGUUACCACCGGUACCACCACCUACCCAGUCUCUCACACUUCUGAAGAAGAAUUGACUACUUCUACUUACACUUCCACCGACUCUGAAGGUAAUGUUACCACCGGUACUACUACCUACCCAGUCUCUCACACUUCUGAAGAAGAAGUCACCACUUCUACCUACACUUCCACUGACUCUGAAGGUAAUGUUACCACCGGUACCACCACCUACCCAGUCUCUCACACCAGUGAAGAAGAAGUCACCACUUCUACUUACACUUCCACCGACUCUGAAGGUAAUGUUACCACCGGUACUACUACCUACCCAGUCUCCCACACCAGUGAAGAAGAAUUGACUACUUCUACUUACACUUCCACCGACUCUGAAGGUAAUGUUACCACCGGUACUACUACCUACCCAGUCUCCCACACCAGUGAAGAAGAAUUGACUACUUCUACUUACACUUCCACCGACUCUGAAGGUAAUGUUACCACCGGUACCACCACCUACCCAGUCUCUCACACUUCUGAAGAAGAAGUCACCACUUCUACUUACACUUCCACCGACUCUGAAGGUAAUGUUACCACCGGUACUACUACCUACCCAGUCUCUCACACCAGUGAAGAAGAAGUAACCACUUCUACUUACACUUCCACCGACUCUGAAGGUAAUGUUACCACCGGUACCACCACCUACCCAGUCUCCCACACCAGUGAAGAAGAAGUCACCACUUCUACUUACACUUCCACCGACUCUGAAGGUAAUGUUACCACCGGUACCACCACCUACCCAGUCUCGCACACCAGUGAAGAAGAAGUCACCACUUCUACUUACACUUCCACCGACUCUGAAGGUAAUGUUACCACCGGUACCACUACCUACCCAGUUUCUCACACCAGUGAAGAAGAAUUGACUACUUCUACCUACACUUCCACCGACUCUGAAGGUAAUGUUACCACCGGUACCACUACCUACCCAGUCUCUCACACUUCUGAAGAAGAAGUCACCACUUCUACUUACACUUCCACCGACUCUGAAGGUAAUGUUACCACCGGUACCACCACCUACCCAGUCUCCCACACCAGUGAAGAAGAAGUCACCACUUCUACCUACACUUCCACCGACUCUGAAGGUAAUGUUACCACCGGUACCACCACCUACCCAGUCUCUCACACUUCUGAAGAAGAAGUCACCACUUCUACUUACACUUCCACCGACUCUGAAGGUAAUGUUACCACCGGUACCACCACCUACCCAGUCUCGCACACCAGUGAAGAAGAAGUCACCACUUCUACUUACACUUCCACCGACUCUGAAGGUAAUGUUACCACCGGUACCACUACCUACCCAGUUUCUCACACCAGUGAAGAAGAAUUGACUACUUCUACCUACACUUCCACCGACUCUGAAGGUAAUGUUACCACCGGUACUACUACCUACCCAGUUUCUCACACCAGUGAAGAAGAAUUUACUACUUCUACUUACACUUCCACCGACUCUGAAGGUAAUGUUACCACCGGUACCACCACCUACCCAGUCUCUCACACUUCUGAAGAAGAAGUCACCACUUCUACGUACACUUCCACCGACUCUGAAGGUAAUGUUACCACCGGUACCACCACCUACCCAGUCUCCCACACCAGUGAAGAAGAAGUCACCACUUCUACCUACACUUCCACCGACUCUGAAGGUAAUGUUACCACCGGUACCACCACCUACCCAGUCUCUCACACCAGUGAAGAAGAAGUCACCACUUCUACUUACACUUCCACCGACUCUGAAGGUAAUGUUACCACCGGUACUACUACCUACCCAGUCUCGCACACCAGUGAAGAAGUG
Vanderwaltozyma polyspora DSM 70294 is the source of this 5166-nucleotide messenger RNA. RefSeq lists its product as uncharacterized. The annotation marks the transcript as partial. The record is from RefSeq and is a predicted model, not a curated record. NCBI's taxonomy places the organism in Eukaryota, Fungi, Ascomycota, Saccharomycetes, Saccharomycetales, Saccharomycetaceae. The transcript has a single exon.